Messenger RNA from Bombus terrestris (buff-tailed bumblebee), 4630 nucleotides. Its product is annotated as glutamate receptor ionotropic, kainate 2. Gene Ontology annotation, biological process: modulation of chemical synaptic transmission; monoatomic ion transport; synaptic transmission, glutamatergic. The record is from RefSeq and is a predicted model, not a curated record. The transcript is spliced from 17 exons. Gene Ontology annotation, cellular component: plasma membrane; postsynaptic membrane. NCBI's taxonomy places the organism in Eukaryota, Metazoa, Arthropoda, Insecta, Hymenoptera, Apidae. The coding region runs from base 997 to 3765 and encodes 922 amino acids. Gene Ontology annotation, molecular function: glutamate-gated receptor activity; transmitter-gated monoatomic ion channel activity involved in regulation of postsynaptic membrane potential.
CAACUUUCCAAAUUUGCCAUCGUGCUACUUCCUUUAGGGAUUACGAGUGACCUGAAACAUCCUCCAUAACGUUCUACGCACUAAUUUCGUAAAUGGGUUAAUGGUCGUCGUAAAACAAAACCGAGAGUACUUCUUGCGAUAAACACAGUAAUAUCCUUAUCGUUUGUCGCCGGAGAAUUCGCGGGAAACAAAAGUGCUACAACAACGCCACCUUCGUUGUCUGCGAUUCCAUUUAAAACAUCUUCGUGACUGGCACCGUCAGCAUAUGGUCGUUAAACAACACUAUUAUACACAAGACACGAGAAAAUGAUAAAGUUAUACAGAAACAAAGUGUACUGAAAUGUCAUCGUACGUUGCACGUCGCGAUUCAUAUGAAGUAUACGAAACUCCGUAAUAUAUUACGGUCAACGAGACGUGUGAAGACAUAUAUAUAUUGUACGCAAUAGCACGAGGUACACAAUCGUAGACCGAUAAAGCAAAAUACGACUGAGUUUGUUUUGAUGAACUUGAACACAAUUCACUAGAGAACGUUUAAGUUGACUGAGCGGUAAAUUAAACGUGUGUAUGUUAAUCGUAGCAACGAAAAUCGACGAAUUUGCACGAGCACUGUGAUUCCUUUGAAAUUCGUAACGAUACCUGCGACAGUGGCAUCUAGUGGCCGCUUGCGGAAAGUGAUUGUUUCGAUUGUCGAAGGGUAUCGAUAGCUCUAACGCCAAUCACAAAGCUUAAUAACAUGUAAUUUGUUGAAUGAUCCUUUCAUGGCGUUUUUGUGAUGUUUUGUGGUAUUUUCGUGGAUAAUUGUGUGUGUUCUGUUAUGAAGGAGUGCUGUAGAAAAAAGGAGAAUGUUCUUCAAUCAAUUUCUUCAGUCUUCUUAUCAAGUUUCGAAAGUUGGAGAACUUCCGGGGCCAUCGAAAGUUCCAAGGCUGAAAGAACUCGCAGACUUUCAAGGUUUCAAAGGGUGCUCGUCUCGUUUGAAAUUUCUCAUCGAAUCACAAAAUGGCCGUUAGCGUGGAUUCAAAAUGUGCUGCUGUUAUCGUCAUUGCUUUGUUGACAGUAGUUCCAGGAACUCACGGUGUACCGCGUACAAUUAAAAUUGGUGCAAUCUUUCAUGCAGGCGAUGAGGAGCACAUAGCUGCGUUUGAAUCAGCGAUAUACAAGACGAAAUUCGAGCACGUCGCACCCGCAUUCGAGCUGAAGUCCAUCAUAAAGCAGGUAGAGGUUAAUACCGACAGCUUCAGGACCGCCGUUGCUGCCUGUGAGCUUUUGGAGGAGGGUGUGGCAGCAAUCUUCGGUCCUUCGAGUUCGUACACUUACGGAAUUGUCGCAAGCAUCGCGGCACGGUUCGACGUGCCGCACAUGGACUAUUUCUGGCGACAGAACGAGGAGCUGCAGGAAGGCCAAGAACCGAAGAACCCGACACCGAUGACGAUCAACGUGUUCCCUGACAGCAACAUGGUUAGCAAGGCGAUCGCUGACGUGGUCGAGUCGAUGAAAUGGAACUCUUUCGCGGCUGUGUACGAAGACAACGACGGUUUAUCGCGGAUUCAAAAGGCUCUGUCACUCAAGCGAAACAAAGACAGCGCUAUCACGAUAAAAAAACUCAGCGAGGGGAUGGAUAAUCGACCAGUUCUGAAGGAGAUUCGCGCAAUGUCCAUCUGCAACGUGAUUAUCGACGUCAAGCCGAGUAACAUCAUCGAUGUGCUCUAUCAGGCGAUGGAGGUCAAGCUGCUGGCGGACUACUGUAAUUUCUUAAUUACUUACCUGGACUCGACGAAAUUACCCAUCUGGGAAGUGCGGAAUAAAACAACGACCAACAUUACAGGACUCAACUUGCGGGAAAAUGACAUGGAAGGAAUUAAUUGGGUGGAAUCCGCUAUUCUAUACGAUGCUGUCUUCAUGUUCUACAACACGCUGGAGACCUUAAACGCAAGGAACAUGUCUGUAGAUAUUGACCCGCUACCGCUCUCUUGUGAAGGGGAAAAGAAAUACAGCGCAGGUCUCGACAUUAUCAACCUGAUGCGCGAGCUAUCCGACGAAGGAAAGGUCGAAGGGAAGCUCACAGGGCCAAUAACGAUCGACGAAAAUGGUCGACGUCAAUCCUUCCAAAUACAAAUUAUAGACGUGAGACCGGGCGAAAAUGUACAAACAGGAUAUUGGCGGCCAGAUGGUCUUCACUCGAUCAAAAGCGAAAAAGAACGUGAACGUUACUUGUACAAAUCCAUUGAACUGAAGAAGUUCAAGAUUACUACUAAAGUAGGACCACCGUAUAUCAUGGAAGUGCCGGAAGGUUCAAAUCGAGGUAUACUGAUUGACCAAAUGCGGUACGAGGGUUUCUGCAUUGAUCUCAUCGACGAGAUUGCCAAGCUGUUGAAAUUUAAAUAUGAGUUCGAAUUAGUACCCGACGGAAGUUACGGCAAGUACGAUAAAGAAACGAAGCAAUGGAACGGUUUAAUCAGACGUCUGCUGGAUCAUGACGCGGAUUUAGCUAUUUGCGACCUGACAAUCACGUACGAGCGAGAAAAUGCGGUCGAUUUUACGAUGCCCUUCAUGAAUCUAGGUAUCAGCAUUUUGUACAGAACACCGGAGGAAAAAGAACCGGACCUGUUCUCGUUCCUGUCACCGCUGUCACUCGACGUCUGGAUUUACAUGGCGACUGCUUUCUUAGCUGUUUCGAUAAUGCUAUUUGUGCAAGCUAGAAUAGCGCCAGGCGAAUGGGACAAUCCGCAUCCCUGCAAUCCAGACCCGGAAGAAUUGGAAAAUAGUUUCGACCUGAAAAACUCUAUGUGGCUCACUGUCGGCUCUAUGUUGCAACAAGGCUCUGAUAUACUCCCCAAAACACCUUCGAUUCGAAUGGUGGCUGGUAUGUGGUGGUUCUUCAUUAUGAUUAUGGUUUCUUCGUAUACUGCCAAUUUGGCCGCCUUCUUGACUUACGACAAGAAAGAAAAUCCAAUCCAAGGUGUCGAAGAUCUUGCUAAACAGACGAAGGUCAGAUACGGAGCCGUGGAUGGCGGAUCCACGUCCACUUUCUUCAGGGACUCCAACUAUACGACAUAUCAACGCAUGUGGGCGACCAUGCAGGAAGCAAGACCAAGUGUGUUCACGAAAACGAACGACGAAGGCGUUGAACGAGUGUUGAAGAAACGCGAUUAUGCCUUUCUUAUGGAGUCUACCACGAUCGAGUACAGAAUGGAAAGAAACUGUGAACUGGACAAGAUUGGAGGUCUUAUCGAUAACAAAGGAUAUGGUAUCGCCCUGCCACGAAAUUCUGAGUAUAGAACGCCCAUAAACGGCGCGAUAUUGACGUUGCAAGAGAAAGGGGUGCUCCAGGACCUGAAGAAGAAAUGGUGGGUAGAUCGAGGCGGUGGGUUGUGCACGAAAACCGAACAAGAACCGUCAUCGUCAGGUGAAUUAGGAAUAGCCAACGUCGGUGGUGUUUUCUUAGUCCUUCUGAUCGGAACUUGCGGCUCGUUCAUCAUCGCUGUCUUUGAAUUCCUGUGGAAUGUACGGAAGGUCGCCGUGAGGGAGAAGGUUACACCAUGGGAGGCGUUGGUAGCAGAAUUGAAAUUCGCCGUGAACAUUUGGGCGGAGACGAAACCCGUUAAAAUCUCGAAAAGCAGCGGCACGAGUUCGAUGGAAGGCGGCAUCGGUCGGGCGGCCUCCACGGCUCGUUCAAUCGUCGGCUCGUUCCUUCGUCUCGACAUCCUCGACAAAUUCGAUAAAGAUAACAAUACCAAUAAUCACAGCGACGAUCGCAAGAUCAACUAAAAUUCCAGCAAACUGUCGAUCAUUCUACCAUUAUACAUUAAGCUGGUUAUGUUACAAAUUGAGGAUGAACAAUUUAAGUGCUAAUUUUUGCAACAUAAUAUUUUAUUCUUCAUGAAGAUUAUGUAACGGAUUUUAAUCUUAAGAUUUUUAUUUUUUGUGCAAUCAUUUCUAAUCUCUAAUUUUUCAAAAUUUGUUUCUUAUUUAUUACUACUAUAAUUCAUAAUAUUAAUUACUAAUUUCUGUGGUUAUUUAUUAACAAAUAAACAUAUAAAACAAGUAAAUUCUACAACAAUUGCUUCAUUUACAACAAAAUGAUAUAAUAUAAUCACUGAUAAUCUACAAUAAUAGGGACAACAGAAAGAAAACAAAUUCGUCGGUAAUAUUUAAAGAAGCACAGAACAAAGAAUAGUCUGAUAAAAAUAGGCAUAAAAAUAGUGAUCAAAGAACAAAAAUUCCAAUGGAGCUAAAUUUUGAUAGAGACCUUAGGUACACCUGUAGAAAUAAAGUGCCAAAAAUCCCUAUUGAUUUCAUGCGUGCUAAAAAAGUUAUUCGAAGUCGAAGUCAGAAUUUUCGGAUUUUUUUAAUUUUUCUUGAAAACGGUAAGUUUUAUCGGAAAUAUAGUCUAGACAAAAAUUAUAGAUCAUAAAAUUAUCUACAAAAAUGUUCCUUAUACUUUUUUUCCUAAGAAUCACCAUUCCUAAGAUAUCGUCAUUCUAAAAGUUGAAGGAGUUACAUUCUACAUGAUAUGCACACAAAUACCACAUAUAUACAUAGUCAGGCACUUAAUAUAAGUAAAAAUGCCUAUUUGUAUCUCUUAUAUGUUUAAACAAUACAAUUUUGAGAAUAUAUACUCAAAAGAAACUCA